Molecule: messenger RNA, 1231 nt
Organism: Physella acuta
Lineage: Eukaryota; Metazoa; Mollusca; Gastropoda; Physidae
Source: RefSeq, a predicted model, not a curated record
GCUAACGUUAUGAAUGUGCUGUGAAGUGAGGACAGCUAGGAUAAGACGUGGUGUUCGCAUCGGUUCAACCGUGUCACUAUAAAACUACAGCGGAAAUUUAACUGAAUUUUUAACAUCCGGUGUUUUACGCGUCACAUACUGAGUCCCACACGGAUAGAAUAAAGCACACAAAAACCAAUAUCAGCACUGUUGUUAUCGACUGGCCUGGAUUUGUGUUUGACUUGUGCGUGCUGUUAUUUCUGAUGUGAUUUAAUUUUAUUUCUUGCCCAGGUCAGACUGACCGGAAGUACGUCAGUGAGUAGCCAUGACAACGGCCAUGCAGGGGAUGUUUCGCUGUCUUUUGACCUCAGCCCUGGUGGCGCUGUCCUGUUCGCCCCCACCCCCACAGGGCUCAUUUUUUUCACCGCCACCUGACCCCUUUGGACCACCCCCCGCUUACCCACCCCCACAGCCACAGGCGUAUGCACCUAUCCCACCCCUUGGAUACGCCCUUCCACCGCCUCAAGGCUACGCCCCUCAACCUAAUACAUAUAACCCACAGUAUUACCCCCCUCCCCCCUCUCCUGGCUUCAGCCUGACCCAGCUCAGCUACCAGCCCCAGCCCAUGAACAGCAGACCCCUACCCCCACUACCCCCUAUUGCCCCCCCUCGAGACGCAGCGCCCGCGGGGUCAUCAGGCUACGCCACAGGACCGGUCGAGCAGGAGUUCGAAGGUGACCCCUAUGCUACAGGGGGUGGGGCACCCGCCAGUCAUUCUCAGAAUUCUGUGUACGGCGCACAAGACACGACUCUACUGGACGCCUACCACAGCAGUAACUCUAACGGUGGCAGUGGAAGAUCUCAGGGCACCGACCUAAUGAACGGCGUGGUCGGCGCCUAUAUGAUCAACGAAUAUGUUUUCUAGGACGAUUGGAUUUCAUGUACCUUUUUGUUUCUUAAUGUUAUGUAUCUACACAAACUUACCGUGCCAUUGAAGUCAACUUGAUUGCUACCAAUAAGGUGUGACCUCUGCAUCAUAAGUUGAUACUUUGUUUGGUAGAGUCAAGCAACUAUUAACCAAAAGCGUGUGUAGCCCAAUACACCUUUCACUGCCCACAUAGCUUGGUUAUUGAGAGAGAGGUGACAGAUCUAGAUCUAAAAACAUCUCCGGAAAAAAUGCUUGAGCUAAAAUUAUAGAAAAUGAAAUGUGUUUGUAAAAGAAUCAAAUAAAAUGUAACAGUUCAAACAAAUA